Paramecium pentaurelia is the source of this 963-nucleotide messenger RNA. The record is from the annotation of a GenBank genome assembly. Lineage: Eukaryota; Ciliophora; Oligohymenophorea; Peniculida; Parameciidae.
AUGAAAGCAAUUUAAAUGAUGGAGUUGUAUAAUAUGAUGAAUGUUAAAUUAUUCAUAAAGAUAUUUAGGAUUAUAGACAUUUAUUGAUUGCCGAUUUAAGAAAGUUAGAAUUAUUUGAAGAAAAAUAAAUAAGAGGAAGUUUUUGUAUUUAAGAUAACGUAUAGAUUAUUGUAUCUCAUAUUGAGAAACAAAAUAGUAAUGCUCAGAAAAACGAAGAGAAAUAUCAUACUUAACCUAUUCGUAGAAUUGUUAUUGUUAAUGAUGAUUAUUUGAAGAUUGAAUAAGAUACUUAAUUGAUCAAAGAUCUAAUUCAAAGUUUGAAAAUGAAUGAAUAUAAAGUAUAUUAUUUGAAAACUUCUGUGGAAACAUUCUUAGAUAAAUAUCCUUUUUAUAUUUUAUCCAAAGUCAUAUUAUAAAAUUAUGAAAAUUUGCAUAAUAAUGAGGAUUAAUAGAAAUUAUUGUUCGCUUAUUCCCAAUUCCCUUAAUAACUUUAAGAGAACAAACUCUAUUUAGGAAGUAAUUUGAAUGCUAAUAGUAAAAAGUAAUUGGAUGCUUUAUAAAUAAAAACAAUUAUAGAUUUUAAGACAUAUGAACCAGAUGCUAAAUUUUCUGUUUGGAAAAAAGAAUAAUAUAAUUAUAUUAAUUAUCCUAUAAGUGAGGAAGGAGAAUAAUUAAUAGAUUUUUAUCAAAUUACUGAUUUAAUUGAAUCUUAAAAUACACCUAUAUUAUUGUGUUGUCCAGUAAUUAUGAUAUAUUUAAUUAUAGGAUGGUUAUUCAAUAACAAAUGUUGUAGCAAUAGGAUAUUUAAUGACAUUAAAAAAAUAGAAUUUUAAUAUUUCAUCUUUGAAAGUAUUUCAGAUAAGAGGAAACACCACAGUGAAUAAAAAACUUUAUUGUCAAAUAUUAACAUAUGAUCCAAAAACUAUAGUUAAUAAGAUAACACAAUAACUAGUAUAAUAAUGA